Adineta ricciae is the source of this 2277-nucleotide messenger RNA. Lineage: Eukaryota; Metazoa; Rotifera; Eurotatoria; Adinetida; Adinetidae. The record is from the annotation of a GenBank genome assembly.
AUGAUGAUGACAGAAAAAUAUUAUACAUUACCAAGUUCAUCAUCGUCAUCAUCAACAUCACCAUUUUGUUAUUCAACUAUAUAUCAUUCAUCAAGAGCAAAUCGUGUUCAUGAAAUUAAAAAUCGUUUAAAUUUUCAAAAGAAAACAUCAACGAUCUAUCAACAGACUCCGAUGAAACUAUUAUUCGAUUCUCAACCAACUGUUCGAACACAUUCAUUGCAUGACGUGCAAGAACGUAUCGAUUAUUUCGAGAAUAAGAAUCAUCUCGAUGAUGCGGAAAAGAAAGCACAAGAUAAAGUCCUUUUAAAUUCAUCAUCAGCUGAAACAUUACAAUCAGUGAUUGCGAAUACAUUACAACAAACAUUCAGUAAAGGUGAAUCCUACGGGAGUGCACUAUCACGUACAAUGAUGAAUUCAUCAGCUAAUGAGCAUUCAAUCAGCAAACGUCGAAGUCUUUCCAGUGGAAAUAUUUUCGGAUCAAACGAUCAGAAACGAUUCAAUCGUUAUAGCUCAUUGCUAUCAAAACGUGUACGCACAAGUUCAUUAUCGAAUCAUUUAACCAUGGCUAUAACAGCAAUAACAAGUUUUUCGGAAGAACAACCGACCGAGCCACAAGAGACGAAUAGUAUUGAUUUUGAGAAUACAUACUUCUAUCCCGAAGAAACCACACGACUAGACGAUGGAUUAUCUUUAACAACAAUAACCUCGAAUAUUCCAGCGCGAUUAACACAUCAACAACAUGAUAUUAGCGUUUGUUCAGAUACAACUGUUUUUCAAUCCGAUACUGAAGAUAAUUCGGAAGCCAUAACACAAGCGGUUAAAGAUUAUGGCGAUACAUAUGAUAUCAUUAUGCCAAUCGACUUACACAAUGAAAAUCCGACAACUAAUGAUGAUGAUCAGAUUAUUCGAAUACGGCUUAGUUUAACACCACCUGAACCUGAUUUUUCCGGCGUUGUACAUGCAACAAAAUACACCGUUGUCAAAGGAAAAGAUUGCUUAUCCGAUUAUGACAACGUUAAUCAUCCUCCUGAACCAAACAAGACGAUAAGGUCAAAUGUAGACGACGUCUCAUUAAAUAAACCGAUGACAUCGUCUAUUCAGCAUGAUCAACAAAAUCAACAAGAGAAGCAACGAACAAAUGAUAACAUUAAUGAUCAGAAUAGAGUGAACCAACAAGCAAUUGUUCAUUCAACUCAAAUGAUUAACUGUAUUGAAGCAAUGACACAACAUGACAAUGAUGACAACGAUGAUGGACAUUAUUCAGAUGAAUCAAAUUAUUCUGAUGAUCCACGGUACUCGUCGGAUGCAGCUCGAAACAGCUGUGCAAGUGACGAUCUAAAUAAUACAAGUUCAACAUUACGUCAAGAAGCAAUAUCGAUCACACGAGUUCGUUGUAAACGACGUAAAACAUGGAUACGUUCACCAAGUUCGCCAACUCAACCAUCGAAUGAUAAUGUCCAGCCCACCAGUUAUCUUCAACAACGUCGUUUGAAAAAAAAUCUUAUCGAACCAUUUCUCUCGAAUCAUCAACUUGAUGAAAUAGAUGCUUGUCAAAAUACAAGUUUAAACUCAUCGACAUCGACGAAAACAGUUACAUCUACUACGUCACACAAUCACACACGUGUCGAAACAACAAUGCUUCUACACAAUACCUGUAAUAACAAUCGUCAACCGAUCAAAACAGAUGAUUCAUCACAAUUACAUUCAAAUGGUACUUCCUAUAAAAAUGCAUCAUCACCAAAGACUAACAACAAAACAAAUGAAUUCUANUCGUUGUCCUCUGUUUUGUUUUCGUACUCGUCGGAUGCAGCUCGAAACAGCUGUGCAAGUGACGAUCUAAAUAAUACAAGUUCAACAUUACGUCAAGAAGCAAUAUCGAUCACACGAGUUCGUUGUAAACGACGUAAAACAUGGAUACGUUCACCAAGUUCACCAACUCAACCAUCGAAUGAUAAUGUCAAGCCCAUCAGUUAUCUUCAACAACGUCGUUUGAAAAAGAAUCUUAUCGAACCAUUUCUCUCAAAUCAUCAACUUGAUGAAAUAGAUGCUUGUCAAAAUACAAGUUUAAACUCAUCGACGUCGACGAAAACAGUUACAUCUACUACGUCACACAAUCAAACACGCGUCGAAACAGCAAUGCUUCUACACAAUACCCGUAAUAACAAUCGUCAACCGAUCAAAACAGAUGAUUCAUCACAAUUACAUUCAAAUGGUAGUUCCUAUAAAAAUGCAUCAUCACCAAAGACUAACAACAAAACAAAUGAAUUCUANUUUUAG